UGUCCUGCCCCCUGAACGGUCCAGCCCGCGCGCUCUCCCGGCCGCCUUCCGCCGUUCUAGGCUGCGCCAUGGCCAGCCUGCGGCUGUGUUGCCCGGCCCCGCUGCUCCCACUGCUGUUGCUCAUGGUGGUGGCCGAGCGCACCCUGCCCGGCGCCAGCGGGACGUGCCCGGAGCGCGCCUUGGAGCGGCGCGAGGAGGAGGCGAAUGUGGUGCUCACCGGCACUGUGGAGGAGAUCCUCAACGUGGACCCGGUGCAGCACACGUACUCGUGCAAGGUUCGAGUGUGGCGGUACUUGAAAGGCAAAGAUGUGGUGGCCCAGGAGAGUCUGCUAGAUGGUGGCAACAAGGUGGUGAUUGGUGGCUUCGGAGACCCCCUUAUCUGUGACAACCAGGUAUCCACUGGGGACACUAGAAUCUUUUUUGUGAACCCAGCACCACCCUACCUGUGGCCAGCCCACAAGAAUGAACUGAUGCUCAACUCCAGCCUUAUGCGGAUCACUUUGAGGAACCUGGAAGAGGUGGAGUUCUGUGUAGAAGACAAACCUGGAACCCACUUCACAGCAGCGCCUCCUGUGCCUCCUGAUGUAUGCAGGGGAAUGUUAUGUGGCUUUGGUGCCGUAUGUGAACCCAGUGUCCAGGAUCCAGGCCAGGCCUCCUGUGUGUGCAAGAAGAAUGUCUGCCCCGCUACUGUGGCUCCUGUGUGUGGCUCGGAUGCCUCCACCUAUAGCAAUGAGUGUGAGCUGCAGCGCGCACAGUGCACCCAGCAACGGCGCAUUCGCCUGCUUCGCCAAGGACCGUGUGGGUCCCGGAACCCCUGUGCCAAUGUGACCUGCAGUUUCGGUAGCACCUGUGUACCCUCAGCUGAUGGACAGACUGCCUCAUGCCUGUGUCCCACUACCUGCUUUGGGGCCCCUGAUGGGACUGUGUGUGGCAGUGAUGGUAUUGACUACCCUAGUGAGUGCCAGCUGCUGCGUCAUGCUUGUGCCCGCCAGGAGCACAUCUUCAAGAAGUUUGAUGGCCCUUGUGACCCCUGCCAGGGCAGCUUGUCAGACCCAAACCACAUCUGCCGUGUGAACCCACGUACACGGCUCCCAGAGAUGCUUCUGCGGCCAGAGAACUGUCCUGCCAAGCACACACCUAUCUGUGGAGAUGAUGGAGUCACCUAUGAAAAUGACUGUGUCAUGGGCCGUAUUGGUGCGACCCGUGGCCUGCUCCUCCAGAAAGUACGCUCCGGCCAGUGCCAGACUCGAGACCAGUGCCCAGAGACCUGUCAGUUCAACUCUGUGUGCCUGUCCCGGCGUGGCCGUCCUCACUGCUCCUGCGAUCGUGUCCUCUGUGAUGGGGCUUACAGGCCCGUGUGUGCUCAGGAUGGCCACACAUAUGACAAUGACUGCUGGCGCCAACAGGCUGAGUGUCGGCAGCAACAUGCCAUUCCCCCCAAGCACCAGGGCCCGUGUGACCAGACUCCAUCCCCAUGCCAUGGAGUGCAGUGUGCGUUUGGGGCAGUAUGCACAGUGAAGAACGGGGAAGCUGUGUGCGAGUGCCAACAGGUGUGCUCCGGUAUCUACGAUCCCGUGUGCGGCAACGACAAUGUCACUUACGGCAGUGUGUGCGAGCUGGAAUCCAUGGCCUGUGCCCUUAGGAGGGAAAUCCGGGUGGCCCGCAGAGGACCCUGUGACCGAUGCGGGCAGUGCCGUUUUGGAUCCCUGUGCGAGGUGGAGACUGGACGCUGUGUGUGCCCCUCUGAAUGUGUGGCCUCAGCCCAGCCCGUAUGUGGUUCUGAUGGACACACCUAUGCUAGUGAAUGCGAGCUGCAUGUCCACGCCUGUACACACCAGAUCAGCUUACAUGUGGUCUCAGCCGGACACUGCCAGACCUGUGGAGACACAGUUUGUGCCUUUGGGGCUGUGUGCUCAGCUGGACAGUGUGUGUGUCCCCGUUGUGAGCACCCCCCACCCGGCCCUGUGUGUGGCAGUGAUGGCGUCACCUACCUCAGUGCCUGUGAGCUACGAGAAGCUGCCUGUCAGCAGCAGGUACAAAUUGAAGAGGUCCGUGCAGGGCCAUGUGAGCAGGCUGAGUGUGGCUCAGGGGGCUCCGGUUCUGGGGAAGACAGUGAGUGUGAGCAGGAGCUGUGUCGGCAGCGAGGUGGUAUCUGGGAUGAGGACUCGGAGGAUGGGCCAUGUGUCUGCGACUUCAGCUGCCAGAGUGUUCUUAGAAGCCCAGUGUGUGGCUCAGAUGGAAUCACCUAUAACACUGAGUGUGACCUGAAGAAGGCCAGAUGUGAAUCACAGCAAGAACUAUAUGUUACUGCUCAGGGAGCCUGCCGUGGUCCUACCUUGGCUCCACUUCUACCUAUGGCCCUCCCCCACUGUGCCCAAACCCCCUAUGGCUGCUGCCAAGACAAUGUCACUGCUGCCCAGGGUGUAGGCUUCGCUGGCUGUCCCAGCACCUGCCAUUGCAACCCACAUGGCUCCUACAGUGGCACCUGUGACCCAGCCACAGGCCAGUGCUCCUGCCGACCAGGUGUAGGAGGCCUCAGGUGUGAUCGCUGUGAGCCUGGCUUCUGGAACUUCCGUGGCAUUGUCACUGACGGUCACAGUGGUUGCACUCCCUGCAGCUGUGACCCUCGGGGUGCUGUGAGAGAUGACUGUGAGCAGAUGACUGGACUGUGUUCCUGUAGGCCUGGUGUGGCUGGUCCCAAGUGUGGGCAAUGUCCAGAUGGUCAAGCCCUGGGCCAGAUUGGCUGUGAAGCAGAUUCCACGACACCUGUGACUUGUGUGGAGAUGCACUGUGAGUUUGGUGCCUCCUGCGUAGAGGAGGCCGGUUUUGCCCACUGUGUCUGCCCAACCCUCACGUGCCCAGAGGCUAACUCUACCAAGGUCUGUGGAUCAGAUGGUGUCACAUAUGGCAAUGAGUGCCAGUUGAAAACUAUUGCCUGUCGUCAGGGUCUGGACAUCUUCACUCAGAGUCUUGGCCCAUGCCAGGAGAUUGUUGCUCCUGAAACUUCCCCAGCUUCUGCAUCUAUGACUACCCCGAGGGAUGUCCCGAGCCAGGCACUGCCAUCCCCCAACAGCGGCCUUCCUCUGGCUCCCAGUAGUACCACCCGUGAUUGGCCCACCCCACUACCCACAUCCCGAACUCAGACCACAGUCAGCAUCCCCAGGAGCACUGCAGGGCCUGUGCUGACUGUGCCUCCAUUAGCAUCCACCGAUGUAACCGGUCUCACCACAUCAGUCUUCAGUGAAUCUGGCAGUGCCAAUGGGAGUGGCGAUGAGGAGCUGAGCGGAGAUGAGGAGGCCAGUGGGGGCGGGUCUGGGGGACUCGAGCCCCCUGUGGGCAACAUUGUGGUGACCCAUGGGCCACCCAUUGAGAGGGCUUCCUGCUACAAUUCACCUUUGGGCUGCUGUUCAGAUGGCAAGACACCCUCACUGGACUCAGAAGGCUCCAACUGUCCUGCUACCAAGGCAUUCCAGGGAGUGCUGGAGCUUGAGGGGGUCGAGGGACAGGAGCUGUUCUACACACCUGAGAUGGCUGACCCCAAGUCAGAGUUGUUUGGGGAGACCGCAAGGAGCAUUGAAAGCACGCUGGACCACCUGUUCCGGAAUUCAGAUGUCAAGAAGGACUUCUGGAGUGUCCACCUGCGGGACCUGGGGCCUGGCAAAUUAGUCCGUGCCACCGUGGAUGUUCACUUUGACCCUACCACAGCCUUCCAGGCAGCAGAUGUGGGCCAGGCCCUGCUCCGACAGAUCCAAGUAUCCAGACCAUGGGCCCUGGCAGUGAGGAGGCCUCUGCAGGAGCAUGUGCGAUUCUUAGACUUUGACUGGUUUCCCACUUUCUUUACGGGAGCUGCCACGGCCAGAGCCACCACCGUGAGCCGACUGUUUGCCUCUGUCACCCCACGAGUAUACCCCAGUCACACCAGCUGGCCUGUUGGCAGAACCACAGCACCACUAACCACACGCCGACCUCCUACAGUUGCCCCCAGCACUCACCGACCUCGGACCCCAGGCCCCCAACAGCCCCCACACAAGCCCUGUGAUUCCCAACCUUGCCUCCACGGAGGCACCUGCCAGGACCAGGAUUCUGGCAAGGGCUUCACCUGCAGCUGCACUUCAGGCAGGGGUGGCACUGUCUGUGAGGAGGUACAAUUCCCCUCUGUUCCUGCUUUCGAGGGCCACUCCUUCUUGGCCUUCCCCACCCUCCGGGCCUACCACACACUGCGCCUGGCGCUGGAAUUCCGGGCGCUGGAGACAGAGGGACUGCUCCUCUACAAUGGCAAUGCACACGGCAAGGACUUCCUGGCUCUGGCUCUGCUGGAUGGGCAUGUGCAGUUCAGGUUUGACACAGGCUCAGGGCCAGGAAUAUUAACCAGCUCAGUGUCGGUGGAACCAGGACGAUGGCACCGCCUAGAAUUGUCACGGCAUUGGCGGCAGGGCACACUUUCUGUGGAUGGCGAGACUCCCGUUGUGGGUGAAAGUCCCAGUGGCACUGAUGGCCUCAACUUGGACACGAACCUCUAUGUGGGUGGUGUCCCGGAAGAACAGGCUGCCAUGGUGCUUGAUCGGACCUCUGUGGGCAUCGGCCUGAAAGGAUGCAUCCGUGUACUGGACAUCAACAACCAGCAGCUAGAGCUUAGCAACUGGCAGGAAGCCGUGGUCUUAAGCUCGGGUGUGGGAGAAUGUGGAGACCAUCCCUGCUUGCCUAACCCCUGCCAUGGCGGGGCUGUGUGCCAGGCACUGGAGGCUGGCAUGUUCCUCUGCCAGUGCCCACCUGACCGCUUUGGCCCAACUUGUGCAGAUGAAAAGAACCCCUGCCAGCCAAACCCCUGCCAUGGGGCAGCUCCCUGCCGUGUGCUUUCCAGGGGCGGGGCCAAGUGUGAAUGCCCCCUGGGACGCAGAGGUGCCUUCUGUCAGACGGUCCUGGAGACUGGUGCUGACUCCCGGCCCUUCCUGGCUGACUUUAGUGGCUUCUCCUACCUGGAACUAAAAGGCUUGCACACCUUCGAGAGAGACCUGGGGGAGAAGAUGGCACUGGAGGUGGUGUUCUUGGCUCGUGGGGCCAGUGGCUUGCUCCUCUACAAUGGGCAAAAGACAGAUGGCAAGGGGGACUUUGUGUCCCUGGCCCUGCAUAACCAGCACCUGGAGUUCCGUUAUGACCUCGGCAAGGGGGCUGCGGUCAUCAGGAGCAAGGAACCUAUAGCCCUGGGCACCUGGAUCAGGGUAUCCCUGGAACGAAAUGGCCGCAAGGGUGCCCUUCGAGUGGGUGAUGGGCCCCGUGUGCUAGGGGAGUCUCCGAAAUCCCGCAAGGUGCCUCAUACCAUGCUCAACCUCAAGGAGCCCCUCUAUGUUGGAGGAGCUCCUGACUUCAGCAAGCUGGCCCGGGGAGCUGCAGUGUCUUCUGGCUUCGAUGGAGCCAUCCAACUGGUGUCUCUAAGUGGCCACCAGCUGCUGACUCGGGAGCAUGUAUUGCAGGCCGUGGACGUCUCCUCUUUUACAGACCACCCUUGUACCCAGGCCUCAGGCAACCCCUGCCUUAAUGGGGGUUCAUGUAUCCCGAAGGAAGCCACUUACGAAUGCCUGUGUUCUGGGGGCUUCUCUGGGCUGCACUGCGAGAAGGGGCUAGUUGAGAAGUCAGUGGGGGACCUAGAAACGCUGGCCUUUGACGGGCGGACCUACAUCGAAUACCUCAAUGCUGUGACUGAGAGUGAGAAGGCGCUACAGAGCAACCACUUUGAACUGAGCUUGCGCACCGAGGCCACACAAGGGCUGGUACUGUGGAGUGGCAAAGCCACAGAACGUGCCGACUAUGUGGCUCUGGCCAUUGUGGACGGAUACCUGCAGCUAAGCUAUGACUUAGGUUCCCAGCCUGUUGUGCUGCGCUCCACUGUGAAGGUCAACACCAACCGAUGGCUUCGAGUCAGGGCUCACAGGGAACAGAGGGAAGGUUCUCUUCAGGUGGGCAAUGAGGCCCCUGUGACUGGCUCUUCCCCAUUGGGUGCCACACAACUGGACACAGAUGGAGCCCUGUGGCUUGGAGGCCUCCAGAAGCUUCCUGUGGGGCAGGCUCUCCCCAAGGCCUAUGGCACAGGUUUUGUAGGCUGUCUGCGGGACGUGGUGGUAGGCCAUCGCCAGCUACACCUACUGGAAGACGCUGUCACCAAACCAGAGCUAAGGCCCUGCCCCACUCCCUGAGCUACCACCAGAGCUCCCACUCUCCGUACUGUAAUUAUUUUUUUAUUUUUGUAAACUUGUUGCUUUUUUUUUUUUUAUAUGAUUUUCUUGCCUGCACGUUGGCCAGAAGGACUGCUGGCCUGGCUUCUUUUCCGUCCAGGCAGCUGUGCUGCGGAAGCAAAAGUGGUGCUGAGGGACUCAUACGUAGACCAUGGCAACUUAGAGCCCAGGGCUUUGGAGGCAGCCUUAGGACACACUCCUCUGCCUAAGGUACCAUGUCUCGGCCCCUUGCACUGUACGUACCUACCUGUCCGUUUGGUCUUUUGGGUCUCCUAGCCCACUGGCAAACCCUACUCCUGUGUUAUUAAUGCUUUAUUGAAUGAGAACUGUGUCCCUGAGCAGGAGGGGCUGUUGGAGCUGAAGAGGCCCCUCAUUAGAGCAAGUACCACUGGACCCUUUGUCGGCUUCCACUUAUGCUGCUCCCCUGCAUGUGCUGAGGGCCAGCCUCAUCUCAGGCUAGCCUCAACCCUAGUGCUCCCUGUACCAGUGCUGUGGUUUAGAAAAAUUGUAAUAUCAGGGCAUCAUUUUACUUCCACAAAUGCGUCUGCCUGUCGCAGGGUGCUGGAAACAAGCCAAGUUCCAUCUAAGUUGUCUUGACAGGCUUUCAGCUUGCCCUACCCACCUACCCAGCCACUCUUGGACAUAGCCAACCUUUCCCCAAAUACCAGGCCACGUAGGAGCUCCUAGGCCGGAAAGAGUCACUAUGGGAUGUAGUUGAUCUCCAUGCUUCCCUGCCUGAGCAGCCAGCUGCACCUGUCUCUCAAAGGAUAUCUAAAUCAGACUUCUAACCAUAUUCGUCAAGCCUUGAUUUUACUUGGUUUCUGAUGUGGAAAUAUUGUCAUUCCUGUUUUAACUCACACCAACCAUUAAUUGGUCCAAUGUGAGGACAACCCUUGUCUGAGUGACUUAUCUGGCCAGUGUCCAGCCAAGGGCAUGUACAGGGGUAGCGGAGGUGGCUAUAGAGCCAAAAUUGCCUUAAACUGCAGCAACCAUCUGUUUCUCCACUCCCUGUCCUUAAUGUCCAGCACAGUCAUCUUGGGAGAAAGACCAGACAGAUCUGGGAUGGGGGCAGCCUGACCUUUUUCCUCCUGUUGUGGUCCAAGGCUGGAGGGAGCUGCAUGGUAUCUUGUUACUAACUCCAGUAUGUGUCUGUGUCAAAUACCAUAAAAUAAAGUGUGAAAACUUUAAAAUG
This is a messenger RNA of Arvicola amphibius (Eurasian water vole), 7422 nucleotides long. It is a transcript of the gene Agrn, whose product is annotated as agrin. NCBI's taxonomy places the organism in Eukaryota, Metazoa, Chordata, Mammalia, Rodentia, Cricetidae. The record is from RefSeq and is a predicted model, not a curated record. Gene Ontology annotation, molecular function: calcium ion binding; laminin binding. Gene Ontology annotation, biological process: G protein-coupled acetylcholine receptor signaling pathway; receptor clustering. The transcript has 37 exons. The coding region runs from base 69 to 6191 and encodes 2040 amino acids.